CGAUGCAGCUAUUCGGGGAAUUACUCGAUGCGGGUUUCACGAUGUGGUAGUGUCAUUAUAAAUCUCCGCAGGCCAUGGAUCUUCUUAGAAAACGGCCUCCAUUUGUCAGCAGGUCGAUCACGUAGCAGAAUGCACGACAUCACCGCGCAGGUGUUGCACAUACCUACCUACCUAUCUAAAGCCGACGCCCCCGCACGUACAUCGUCGUAGACUGUAUACCCGUGCUACUUCCGCCAAUGGAGAUACCGACGCACAAUGCACUGGUCAUCGUCGCGCCGCGAGCCCCGUACGAGGUUCGCCAGUACCCCACGAUAACGCCUACGGGCAACGAAGUGAAGGUCCGCGUCCAGUGGACGACGUCCACGCCGUUCGACCUUCACCAGGCAGACGGCGGCCUGCUAGUCGAGCCCCCAUUCCGGCCCGGAUUGUCGCCGGCCGGUGUGGUCGUCGAAGUCGGCCCCGACGUGAAGCAUUUCCGAGUUGGCGACGCCGUCGUCGGGUUUGCGCACCAGCAGCCCCAAUGGAAAGCCCACCAGGAAUACUCGACAGCUCCCGAGUGGGUCUUCGGCAAGUUCCCAGACACCCUCACAAUGCAGCAGGCGGUAACGGUGACCGAAGACCUGGCGACGGCGUUCAACACACUUGUGACUGACUUGCGAUUGCCCGCGCCCUGGCCGAAGCCCCAGGACUACAUCCCACCAAGAGCUGACGAGCGCAUCUUGAUCUGGGGCGCCGCGUCUUGUGUCGGACAAGUACUCAUACAGGUGCUGAAGUACUACGGGUACCGCCACAUAGUCGGGACGGCCUCUCCGCACAAUCAUGAGUUACUGAAGAAACUGGGCGUCGAGAGCUGCUUCGAUUACAAAAGCCCAACUGUGAUCCAAGACAUUCUGCGGGCCCACCAGCAGGGCGACGGACCUGCUUUUCCGCUGAUUGUCGACUGCAUCGGCUCUCAGGCCGGCUCCGUCGCCCCGGUAAGUAAGCUCGCCGGGAGCGGCGCCACAGUUGCGGUCAUGCUACCUGUUAUAGUGAAGCACGCCACGGAUGAAGAGACGCCAGAGUUCUUGAUGGAGGGUGUGGAGGCGAGCGCUCAGUGGGCCGAGGGCGUUACGGUGCACGGAGUACGAACAUUUUUAUUCUGGAAAAACGAGUUUUUUAGGGAUAGAUUACUCCCCGAGAUCAUGCCUCAGUUGUUAGCCGAAGGCCACCUAGUCCCACUCCCCUUCCAGGUGGUCGAGGGACGAGAUCUGCUCGAGAGAGCGACAAAUGCGUUGAAUCUAGUACGGAAGGGAGUAAGCGGAAAGAAACUCAUAUGGAGGGUGUCGGAAGAGUGAUAGUUAUACAC
Durotheca rogersii is the source of this 1345-nucleotide messenger RNA. Its product is annotated as GroES-like protein. Lineage: Eukaryota; Fungi; Ascomycota; Sordariomycetes; Xylariales; Xylariaceae. The coding region runs from base 237 to 1334 and encodes 365 amino acids. The record is from RefSeq and is a predicted model, not a curated record. Gene Ontology annotation, molecular function: oxidoreductase activity, acting on NAD(P)H. The transcript is spliced from 4 exons.